Melanotaenia boesemani (Boeseman's rainbowfish) is the source of this 2537-nucleotide messenger RNA. RefSeq lists its product as uncharacterized. Lineage: Eukaryota; Metazoa; Chordata; Actinopteri; Atheriniformes; Melanotaeniidae. The record is from RefSeq and is a predicted model, not a curated record. The transcript has 4 exons. The coding region runs from base 188 to 859 and encodes 223 amino acids.
AAAAAACUGGUUCAAGCCCCUCUUUAAGGUGACACAUUCAGAUUUAAUCCAAUUUACCUAUAUUUAACAGUUAAAUGUUACUAUAUUUAUACUUAAUUGGUGUAAAGUAAAAUGAUUUCAUAGCAAACAGUCUCAGAUUCAUUAACUCAAAAUUAUUUAAAAUGUUCUUGUGCCCGCCCCCGUGCGCAUGCGCAUGUAUAAGUGCUCUCGCGUGAACCAUUUCCUCUUCCGUUUUUUUCCGCCUCUACCUGAAGCAGUGUUUUGGACCGCCACAUUUGAAAAUAUACAUCAGUUUCUGGUGAAUGCAGAGUUCAUGCGGAUCACUACCAAGCCACUCCAAGCAAAAUUUCUGUCUCAGCUGGAUAACUUUUCAGACAAGCUGACACAGAUUUUCACGUCCAAAGGAGGAUUGAAAGGGCAAAGGAUAAAGAAUACAAUGGCAAUCAAUGAUUUGUGCGACGACAUUGACAUAAGGAGGGAGAGAAUUCUCAAAAGCUUGAUGAUCUACUUAAACGAAGAUCCAGACUCUUUCUUCAAGGAAUAUUUGAUCUCUUCCACUGAGGAUGACAUUUCAAGGAGCAUUGCAGCCACAGUCAUGGGUAUUUACACUAUCAGAAGAGACGGGAUUCAGGAGCCAGAGGAUGUUGGUGUUGUUAUCGAAGGUGUUAAGGUCCUGACCAACCUCAGUAGUGUCAUCAAGGCAUUCAUCUUACUGUUUGGAUUGAUUUAUGCCCUUGAUCUGAGUUUUCCAGAUGACCUCAAGUACACCUUUGAGUUUUGUCAGAAGCUCAUAAUGAACUUGGAUGGACACAAACUGAAUGUAAAAAUACAGCAGCUGAAGAUCAAGCUGUUUGCUUAGGCCUUUGUGCUUGAGGAAAUGGAUAUCGGACUGAAAAACAUUUUAAUCCCCCUACCCAAAUCCCACACAAAAAGAACUCUUUGGGGUUAAUGGUGUUCAUGUUCCAAUUUAAACUUGCUGCCUGAGUGAUCUCACUAUUUGAAGACAGUUCAUGGAUGCCUUCUCUUCUCAUUUUAAAAGCACUUAACUAAAUCUUUGUGCAGGAUGAACAGACUUUAAGAGUGGAAUGGAUUCAAUAGAUUUGGACAAAUUUAAACUAUGCAUCCUCACUAGUCACUGUGACACUUAACUGUAGCCAUCAUUUGCUUUUAGUCCCAACUAAAGCUACUUUGCCCCUGCCACCUGGUGAUGCAAGGACUGUAAUGGACCCAAAAAUGAUGCAACACACAAAAAAGUGCAAACAUUUUUUUCACAUUGAAUUUGUAAUGAUUGAGUUCUAUUGAUUUGUAAUUUGUCUGGUCUAAGAGACUUUGUUUUUCCAUUUUCAUUUUAUCUCUUUAAAAGCUCACGUCUUUGAUGCCAACCAUUUGUGUCAGCGGUUUCAAUGGUACAUCUGAGUCUAUCUCCUUGUGAUUGCAAAACUGUUCCUUGUUCUGUAUUUCAGUACCACCACUUGGAAAUCUGAAUUGGUUCGAAUCAAAAUUAGUUUUAAAAGUUGGCCAUAAUUUUCUUUGUGGCUUUUUUGGCAAGACUUAUUUUUACAGAAAAAGCCUCCAGAACACUCAAAUAUGUUUUUGUAUGGUACAAAUGUUCCAUUUUAAAGGAGUAAUCGUUUUAGUACAUACUGUCUUCUGGGGAGUGCCUUGAAAUUUGCUUUGGACAGAUGGCAAAAAUUAGAAGUAUAAAGAACAUGUAUAGCAACCUAAAUUGUUAAAGGUUUUAAUAGAGCAGUUUUUUCUUAGGAAAUAGUACAACAUUUUAAUAAUGUCUAUAAUUGUAUUGACCACUAAAGCCAAGGUCUGGUUAUAAGAUUUUCUGAUUUGUUAUUGUUGAAACUGCACACCAGCUCUGAGAAUUUUGGAAUUUUUCUGCCCUUGUCUGCAAGGAAAGGUUUGCUGAGUCCUAGGCUUUUUUCUCUCGCUCCAUUUUUGUAUACGUUUCUGGAUAUUGAACUCAUUGAAGGCAGCUCAGUUAUAUUUAUUUUAAUAACUCUUUCCCUACCAAACAAACCACAGUUUGGUCAUUGACUGUGAAGUCUAUUGGAGUCUUACAAAACAUCUUUGGUGUUUUUUCAGUUAAUUUUGUCCACUUUAUUUCAAAUCUUGACCCUUUCUUUGACAUGUGAAAAGAUGCUUAAAACCUUGUAUUGUGAAACUGGUUUUAGUGUUAAGCACUGUAUUUUAUCGAAAAAUGGUUUAUAUGUUACAAAUUGAAGUUAAAACUGUCAGGAUGUGCAUUUUUAUGUAUUUUGAGUUUUAUACUCCAUUUUGCUUUAAUAUUUUAUUUAUUUACAUAUUUAAUUAUGGUGUGUUUUUUUUGUUUUCUUUUUUGUUUUUGUUUUUUUCAAAUUUUGAAUAAUUCAUUAGUUUUAUAUAGUCAUUGAUGUUUUCUCACUUUAACUUUUAUAGCUUACUUCACAGUUGAAUUGUACGUAUUCAAAGCAUAAUGUUUUGAGACGUAAGAAUGCAUUUUCCAUCUUUAUUAAAGUUUUAAUAAAGUUGAGUUCACCAAACCAAAA